Pleuronectes platessa (European plaice) is the source of this 1923-nucleotide messenger RNA. It is a transcript of the gene lrit3a, whose product is annotated as info leucine-rich repeat, immunoglobulin-like and transmembrane domains 3a. Lineage: Eukaryota; Metazoa; Chordata; Actinopteri; Pleuronectiformes; Pleuronectidae. The transcript has 4 exons. The coding region runs from base 1 to 1923 and encodes 640 amino acids. The record is from RefSeq and is a predicted model, not a curated record. Gene Ontology annotation, molecular function: protein binding.
AUGCGUCGACUUCUCUGCGUGCACGUAUUCCUAUGCUGCCUCAGUAUGGCUCAUCCCUUCUGUCCAUCGCAGUGCACCUGUGUCUUCCAUGGACGUAAUGAUGGAAUAGGAAGCAGAUCUGUGCUCUGCAAUGACCCAGACAUGUCUGAUAUCCCUGUCAACGUUCCAGUGGAUACGGUUAAGCUUCGAAUUGAGAAAACCGCUGUACGCCGAGUCCCAACAGAAGCUUUUUACUAUCUGGCGGAUCUGCGAUACCUGUGGAUUACUUACAAUUCCAUAACCUCAGUGGAUUCUGGAAGUUUUUACAACCUCAAAGUGCUCCACGAACUCAGGCUGGAUGGAAAUAUGAUCUCUGUGUUCCCCUGGGAGUCUCUAAAAGAGAUGCCUAGGCUGCGGACACUGGAUCUGCACAAUAACAGACUCACCAAUGUUCCCACAGAGGCCAUCCCCUACCUCCUCAACAUCACCUACUUGGAUCUAUCCAGCAAUAAAUUAGCAACCCUGCCCUCUGACCUCAUGGAUAUCUGGCCUCCCUUCAAUGGAGCCCCCAUUUCUACGAACUCCUCGCAGAAAAUCGUGUUAGGUCUCCAAGAUAAUCCCUGGUACUGUGACUGUAAAAUCUCCAAGAUUUUAGAGCUUUCCAAAAUGACAGACAGCCCAGUGGUGUUAAUGGACUUGUUCCUGACCUGCAGUGGACCGGAGAAUCUGGCUGGUUACCUUUUUCAACGUGUUGAACUUGACAACUGUGUAAAACCAAUCGUCAUGACCUCUGCAACCAAGAUCACAUCUUAUCUGGGCAGCAACGUUCUCCUGCGAUGUGAUGCCACAGGGAUGCCAACACCAAAUCUGUACUGGGCUAGAGCAGAAGGCUCACCAGUUAACAACACAGUUCAGGAGUCACCUGGAGAUGGCAUCAAGUGGUCCAUCAUGAGUUUGCAUGGAAUAUUGCCCAAAGACGCUGGGAACUACAGCUGCAAAGCUACGAAUGUUGCUGGCAGCGCAGAAGCCACUAUUUCCCUCUCAGUUGCUGGUACCAUCAGUACCACGAUGCCGCCAGAGAGGCAAAGCACGGAGACUGCACCGACCAGCCAAGGCACAACACUGACUCCCACUACGGAAAUAUCUGCCUCACCUAUUGUAACAUCUACAGUUCCUCCGAGAACAACACCAACCCCACCUGCAGUAACCAAGAAGCCGAGAACUACCCCCAGCAUUGGUUUACAGAAGGGCUCACUCAAACAAACGAAGACCCAGCAAGGAGGGAAAGGGAGAAAGCUCGCAGCUGAUGAGAAAAGCAAGAAAAGCGAUGCAUCGAAGUCCGUCAAGGACCUGAAGAUUGUAGAGGAGACGGCUGACAGUGCAGUGUUGCUCUGGACAGCAGAUGGGUUACCAAACGAUGCACCACUAACAGUUGUAUAUUCCCCCUAUGAUGAGGAUGACACCAAAAGGACAGAAGAAACUAAUGCUGGCAGUGGAAAAGUCCUUCUUGAGGGUCUUUCCUCUGGGAUGAGGUACUCAGUUUGCCUCAUAGCAAAAGGUAGUGAUGCCGGAAAAGAUCCGUGCAUUGACUUCUACACACUGGAGAUUGUAGAGGAUGGUGGUCAGAACCAGGUCUUCAUGAUUAUGAGCGGCAUCGCCUGUGCUUUGGUUUUGCCUCUCAUUGCCCUGUUGCUCUACAAGAUCCUCGAUCUCUACUGCAAAGGGCGUGAACCAGAUCUGGAUGAGGAGGAGCUGGAAAAAGAGAGCUAUGUCAAGUUCGAGACGAUUUCAAUGAAACAGCGAACUCUGAACUCUAAUCCCACUGAGUUUUGGGCAAGGAGAGCAACCCAUGACUCAGAGCGAAUGCUCCUCUGCUCUAGGUCGAGCAUAGACUCUCAGAUGACCUAUAAGAGUGACAGUUCCCGGUCUGAGUAUCUCUGCUGA